UACGUAGUAGUGGCAACCUGCCUGACGGAACUGCCUGGAAUAGCGUAGCAGAGCAGAGCCUGCAAGCUGUCGACUUCGAAAUCCCAAGUGCAAACAGACCAAACCCUCCUCACUGCCCGGCCCAACAACACCCUCGGCGUCGCACCAUCGCCGAACCCUCCCGCUGCCAUCGCCAUCAUCGCAUCGAGCCCUCUCGAUCCCCCCGUAGUUAAUGCGUCCUCACGUCGCAUAUUCAAGGCUCAGCGAAGAGCAAAAGGCCUACACCCCGCUGAAGCAUCCCUUCCCGACCUGAGGCCCGCCGCGCCGUGCGCGUCGCGACCAUGUGGACAGAAAUUGCCAGCUCCGUCGUCGAGCUUGCCCGCCGAGCCGACGAAGAGACUGAUCCCGAUGAGGCCGACUCGGGUCAGAAGGAGAUAUUUGCCUCGUGGGCGUUAUUCAUAUCCAUCGUGCUCCUCAUCAUCGCCUUCUUCACCAGCUACAUGCUGCAGCAGAAGAAGGUCCAGGCCGUCCACGAGACUGUCAUCUCCAUCUUUGCCGGUAUGACGGUUGGCUUGAUCCUCCGAGUGAGCACCGGCCAUUCCAUCCGACAGCUCGUGAGCUUCGAUUACCAGAUCUUCUUUAACCUCCUCUUGCCGCCCAUCAUUUUGAAUUCGGGAUACGAGCUGCAUCAGGCCAACUUCUUCCGGAACAUCGGCACCAUCUUGACCUUUGCUUUUGCCGGCACUUUCCUCUCUGCCGUCGUCAUAGGCUUGCUGCUCUGGCUGUAUACCCGCAUACCGCUAGAAGGGCUAGAGAUGACCUUCGUCGAUGCGAUCUCCGUCGGCGCCACCUUGUCCGCUACCGAUCCCGUCACCAUCUUGGCCAUCUUCAACACCUACAAGGUGGACCCUAAACUAUAUACAGUCAUCUUUGGCGAAUCGAUCUUAAACGACGCCAUCGCGAUUGUCAUCUUCGAGACCGCGCAGAAGUACAAGAGCGAGGCCGCCGCCUCCUACGGCUUUUUCAGCUUUUUCGAGGGUGUGGGCAUUUUCUUGCUCAUAUUCUUUGGCAGCCUGGUCAUUGGCGUCCUAGUCGGCGUCGGCACCGCGCUUGCCCUCAAGUUCACCUAUAUCAGGCGGUAUCCUCAAAUCGAGACAUGUUUGAUUGUGCUGAUCGCUUACUCGAGCUACUUCUUCUCGCAAGGAUUGAAGAUGUCGGGUAUCGUGUCGCUCCUAUUCUGCGGCAUCACCCUCAAACACUACGCAUACUUCAACAUGUCGCGGCGGACGCAGCUGAGCACAAAAUACUUUUUCCAGAUCCUGGCUCAGCUGUCGGAGAACUUCAUCUUCAUAUAUUUAGGACUGUCACUGUUCACGGACAACGACCUCCAGUUCCAACCCCCGCUAAUUAUUGUUACCAUUAUCGCCGUUUGCGCAGCGAGAUGGGUAGCCGUGUUUCCGCUGUCCAAGGCCAUCAACUGGGUCAUCCAUUAUAGGGCGCGGCGCCGUGGUAAGGAGGUCAGCGACGAAUUGCCCUACAGCUACCAAGCUAUGCUGUUUUGGGCAGGCCUACGGGGUGCCGUCGGUGUGGCACUGGCUGCUCUGUUGUCGGGUAAGAACUCGUACGCUCUCAAGGCUACCGUGCUCGUCGUGGUAGUGCUCACGGUGAUCAUCUUUGGCGGCACCACGGCCCGUAUGUUGGAGAUAUUAGGUAUCAGAACAGGGGUGGUGGAAGAGGUCGACAGUGACGAUGAGUUCGACAUCGAAGCCGCGCCAGGUGGCUCUUAUUAUAAACGGUCAGGGACCGGGAUCGGAUACACCCCGCGGGCAAGGAAUGGGUCGGUGCGCCUGGACCCAGUGGAGGCAGGAAGAUCUCGGCCAGACGCAGGACCGGAACGCGGAAGUUAUGUAUCCGGGCAUCGCUCACCGUCCUUCCCAACCUCGCGCGCUGCAAGCUCGACUCGCAGGGGCUCCCGCCAAGUCACCGGGGACGAUAUCGAACGCGCAGAUCUCCUACACGGCGGGAGCGUGACCGACUCAGACCUGGGAAGUGACAUUGAUACGUCGGACCUCCCGCCUCCUGCGCGCAAGUCCUCGCAAAAGAAGUCGAGCUCUACCCUAGCAGCCGGGGCGGCGGCCGAAGAAGAGGGUGUAUUCUCGUACCCGACGUCGGGUCAUCGAGAGGGAGCGCCCGUUUCGGCUCGAGCCGCCUUCAGGCAACUACUUAGUUCCCAAGACCCCCACGCGCUGUUCAGACAGCUCGACGAGGAUUACAUUAAGCCGAAGCUGCUGCUCGAUGGUGGCGGCUCGGGUUCGAGCAAUCGAGAGAACGGGCAAGGCAGCUCUGGGUAGAGCUGGGCGUGGCAGGCGGGCCAUUUCCUUGCUCCGGAGGGGGAGGGGGGGAGCCUUGAUGUUUUAUAUAGACAGCCGUAAACAAACAGCGCGUGGUGACGAAGGGAGGGAACAGGUUUCUCCAGCAUGAUCCGGAUUCGUAGAGGCCGCGCAUUCUACCCUGCCAGUCGUAAACACGCUGCAACCUAUCCAGCAUGGCCUAAGGAUGUAGAUGUAGUAGGGAUGUGGACCCGUUAUCUGGCCGCACCGUUGGCGUUAUCACACAUGCUUGGAUAGGACGGGGAAUGUAGGCCUCGUCGUCGUCGUCGUCGUCGUCUAGCACGUAACCUAUGCAGGAUUCAUAGUAUGUGGAAGCAAUAGAUGUUGAUAGCACACG
This is a messenger RNA of Durotheca rogersii, 2706 nucleotides long. RefSeq names its product sodium/hydrogen exchanger. Gene Ontology annotation, molecular function: sodium:proton antiporter activity. Lineage: Eukaryota; Fungi; Ascomycota; Sordariomycetes; Xylariales; Xylariaceae. Gene Ontology annotation, biological process: proton transmembrane transport; vacuolar acidification; sodium ion transport. Gene Ontology annotation, cellular component: fungal-type vacuole membrane; late endosome; early endosome. The coding region runs from base 321 to 2330 and encodes 669 amino acids. The transcript is spliced from 5 exons. The record is from RefSeq and is a predicted model, not a curated record.